AUGCAAGCCAGAGAUUGCAAGUGUCAUCGCUUGGCAAUUAGCCUUAACGAAACUUUGAACAGCAAAAAUUUUGAAGCAAACUUUCGAAGAGCUGUUCAGUCGCUAACCGCUGAAGAAUGUGCCAGGGCUGCGAGAUUUCGUUAUAAAGAUGAUACACUUGCCUCCAUAUUGGGACGUCUUUUUCUUCGUCAGGCUACAAGACGCUUUUCAAACGUGGAAUGGAAUACGAUUGAAUUUGGGCGAACAGAAAAAGGAAAGCCAUAUCUGCUGAGUCCAAGUAAUACAAAAUAUGGUUUCAAUGUAUCACAUCAGGGAGAUUAUGUAGCAUUCGCAAGUAGUUGUUCAUUGAGGGUUGGUGUAGAUUGCAUGCGAUUGGAUAAAGAAAGAAAUAAUAAAUCAGCUGAUGAUUAUAUCACAUCAAUGGCAAAAUCAGCUGGUCCGGAAGAAUUGAGGAUGAUGAGAACUCAACCAACCGAUCAAAUGAAAAUGAUUUAUUUCUAUCGAUACUGGUGCUUAAAAGAAGCAGUCCUUAAAGCAACCGGAGAGGGUUUACUGUCAGACUUAAGUCGAUUGAAUCUUCAUAUUGAACCAAGGGAACGGUAUCGACCGAGAUGUUUCAUUACAUCAACUACUGUGUCAUUGGAUGGCAAAUUUCAAGACGAAUGGAUCUUGGAAGAAACAUUUAUUGAUGAAAUGCACAAUGCUGCGGUCUGUCGUGAAAAACGAUUGCCAAACCAUUGCAUGUAUUCGCUAAAUCCUGAUACACGAAUAUACUUUGGUUUUGUCGAUAUCAGUUUCUUACUCGAAGGUGCUGCUAUUCUAAAUCCUCUGCCUGAGGACGGCGCUGCUGAAUGGGUAAAUUUCAACGCCAAACCAAGGAAGCUCUUUUAA
Molecule: messenger RNA, 891 nt
Organism: Loa loa (African eye worm)
Lineage: Eukaryota; Metazoa; Nematoda; Chromadorea; Rhabditida; Onchocercidae
Exons: 6
Coding region: 1-891 (296 amino acids)
Cellular component (GO): cytosol
Molecular function (GO): magnesium ion binding; holo-[acyl-carrier-protein] synthase activity
Source: RefSeq, a predicted model, not a curated record